Messenger RNA from Solea solea (common sole), 2479 nucleotides. RefSeq names its product FAM20A golgi associated secretory pathway pseudokinase (gene fam20a). Lineage: Eukaryota; Metazoa; Chordata; Actinopteri; Pleuronectiformes; Soleidae. Gene Ontology annotation, molecular function: protein serine/threonine kinase activator activity. The record is from RefSeq and is a predicted model, not a curated record. Gene Ontology annotation, cellular component: Golgi apparatus. The transcript has 11 exons. Bases 336 to 1934 code for a protein of 532 amino acids.
CAUACUCUCUCGCCCUCUUGUCCUCAGAGCACCAGGUCCCUGCAGGAAGCAGCCAAAACUGUCACUGACUGCUGCUCACACAUGCUCGCUUUUUGCUCUGCUCUUUCUCCGGCUGCUGCCAAGAGAGAAAAAGCAGGAGGAAGAGGGGAGGAGGAGGAGAAGUGAAGCUGGAGGGAGCAGACUCAAACACUCUCAAGACUGAGAGGAGGAAGAUUUGGACCAACAUCUGGCUGCCUCUGCCUUUAACUGCCUAGAAGUGAUGCCUCACACACUCUGGAGCAGCACAUAGUCAGGACUUUCUCCAGAUUUCCUUCCUUUUUUUCUAUCAGUUUGCGAUGAUGAGGAGGGACCGCCUGGUUCUGGUCGCAACCCUCAUGGCCAUCCUCUCUGCUGACCUCUACUUUAUUCUCCUGCCAAAGCUGAGGAGCAUCGUGCGAGGUUCGGGGCAGUUCUGCUCAUGUGGCCACAGCAACUUCACCCUCCCCAAACUGGAAGGACUGGCCACCCCUCAACUCUUCAACUGGACCUCAGCGUCGACCCUGACCCUUGCUACGACGACUGACCCCGCACAUGGGGGCUCGAAGCUGGGGAACCUGUUUGCUCAUCCUCUCUAUAACAUCCAGACGCCGCCACUGGAGCCGGAGGAGAAGCUGCUGGAGGGAAAGCAGCUGAUGGAGUAUUACAGGAAGAAGGUGUCACGCUGGGAAAGGAAUAUGAAACUGUACCGCGAGGUAGCAGCUGCCUCUAACACCACGCUUACCCAGCCAAAAGUGACCUUUGACCCCGACGCCAGCUGGCUGAAGUUCCACCUAGGAAUCAGCCGCUACGCCCUGUACUCCCGCGAUGACCCCGCCAUCCCACGGCUGCUCGAGGACAUGGAGAACAUGUCCAUCAUCAAUGCCGAUUACACUGACGAUGAAAAGGCCCUAAAAGGAUCAUGUGACUGUACUAAAGUGGUGAAGCCCAGUGGUCAUCACCUCAAACUGGCACUGAAAAUGAAAAACUUUGCCAAAGCCAUGUUCAAACCAAUGAGGCAGCAGAGGGACGACGUGACUCCCGAGGAUUUCUUCUACUUUGUUGACUUCCAGAGGCACAACGCAGAGAUCGCUGCCUUUCACCUGGACAGGAUCCUGGACUUCCGCAGAGUUCCGCCAGUCGCUGGACGGCUGCUGAACAUCACAGGAGAAGUUCUGCAGGUCACACACACCAUGGACUUACGCAGUGUCUUCUUCACCUCACCGGCCAAAAACACGUGUUUCUUUGCCAAGUGUCUGUACGUGUGUAAGACUGAAUACGCCGUGUGUGGAAACCCUGACCUGCUGGAAGGAUCUCUGUCCGCGUACCUGCCCGGCCUCAGCGUCGCACCACGCAUCUCCAUCCCCAACCCCUGGACACGUUCAUACACUUUCACUGGGCGAGAAGAGUGGGAAGUGAAUCCGUUCUACUGUGACAACAUAAAGCAGCUGUAUCCGUACAACUCUGGCAACAGACUCCUCAACAUCAUAGACAUGUCCAUCUUUGACUUCCUCACAGGAAACAUGGACAGACACCACUAUGAGAUUUUUACCAAGUUCGGAGACGAAGGAUUCCUCCUUCACUUGGACAACGCCAGAGGGUUUGGGAAACAUUCUCAGGACGAGAUGUCCAUCCUGGCUCCACUGACUCAGUGCUGCAUGAUAAAGCGUUCCACACUCGUGCGUCUCCAGCUCCUGACGCGACCAGAGUUCAGGCUCGGCGACGUGAUGAGCGAGUCCCUGCGGGGAGACCCUUUACAUCCAGUCCUGACGGAGCCGCACCUCCGAGCACUCGACCGGCGCUUACAGAAGAUCCUGCGAGUCGUCCGACGCUGCGUCCGGCGACUCGGGGAGGACGAGGUGAUCACCAAGGACUUUGUCAGAUCUCAGUCUGCCACAGAGAUGACGGAGACCAGGUAGCACCUGGACUUUUUAUUUUAUUAUUUUAUUUUAUUUAUAUUUAUAGAGGACUUCAUGGUGAAGCACAGUCAAAAAGGUUCAGAUGGUUUUGAUUUAAGGAACAAGCCAUAAAUGGAAGACGAGCCUUGAAUUCCUGUCACAGAGGGAGAAGUUGCUUUUAUUUUCCCUCUCGUGGUCAUAAAUUCCCCCAAGGGUGCAGUUUAUGACUGAAUUUUCAUGUUUGCCAUGUGCACAUAGGUGUUGAGGAAGGUGAUACGUAUAAACUAUAAAGCUGUUCAACAACAGUUUGAGCUGGAGGGGUAAAAACAGAGAAAAGGUCAGAGAAUCCAGACGAUUUCAUUCCUACGCGAUGACACAGACGUUGCUCUCGCCCGUCAAACACACAUCAGCUUCAGCAAAAGAGUUUACAUGAGAUGAUUGUGAUGCACUGGAUCAGCUGUUUAUUAAGUUAUUGUUGAAUAAACCGCCUGUGGAAAGACAGACUUGCAUGAUGUCAAUGUUGCGUUGUUUUCAUUUGAAAAUAAAGUUAUUUUAGGUGAAAACCA